This is a messenger RNA of Ambispora gerdemannii, 139 nucleotides long. NCBI's taxonomy places the organism in Eukaryota, Fungi, Glomeromycota, Glomeromycetes, Archaeosporales, Ambisporaceae. The record is from the annotation of a GenBank genome assembly.
AAGUCGCCGAUGGGCCGGGGUCGCCGAUGCUAACGUCAGGCAUUGGCAUUGCAUCAGGCCUACUGAAGAGGCGAAUUUCCAAGAUCAAAGCGAUUACGGAGAGUUUUUUGAAGGAUGUCGUCGUCGUAAAAAAAUUUGA